GGGCCGGCCCGCGCUCGCUCACCAUGGGGGCCUUCCCGGAGCUGCCGAUGCCGCUGCUGGUGAACUUGAUCGGCUCGCUGCUGGGGUUCGUGGCCACGGUCACCCUCAUCCCAGCCUUCCGGGACCACUUCAUCGCCGCGCGCCUUUGUGGCCUGGACCUCAACAAAUCCGGCCAGAAGCAGAUCCCAGAGUCCCAGGGAGUGAUCAGCGGUGCUGUCUUCCUUAUCAUCCUCUUCUGCUUCAUCCCCUUCCCCUUCCUGAACUGCUUCGUGGAGGAGCAGUGUAAAGUCUUCCCCCACCACGAAUUUGUGGCCCUGAUAGGUGCGCUCCUGGCCAUCUGCUGCAUGAUCUUCCUGGGCUUCGCGGAUGAUGUCCUGAACCUGCGCUGGCGCCACAAGCUGCUGCUGCCCACGGCCGCCUCGCUGCCUCUCCUCAUGGUCUAUUUCACCAACUUUGGCAACACGACCAUUGUGGUGCCCAAGCCCUUUCGUCCGCUGCUCGGCCUGCAUUUAGACUUGGGUAUCCUAUAUUAUGUCUACAUGGGGCUGUUGGCAGUAUUCUGUACCAACGCCAUCAAUAUCCUAGCAGGAAUUAAUGGCUUAGAGGCUGGCCAGUCACUGGUCAUUUCUGCUUCAAUCAUCAUCUUCAACCUGGUGGAGCUGGAAGGUGACUGUCGAGAUGAUCAUGUCUUUUCCCUCUACUUCAUGAUACCCUUUUUUUUCACCACCUUGGGAUUGCUCUAUCAUAACUGGUACCCAUCACGGGUGUUUGUGGGAGAUACCUUCUGUUACUUUGCUGGCAUGACCUUUGCCGUGGUGGGCAUCUUGGGACACUUCAGCAAGACUAUGCUACUCUUCUUCAUGCCCCAGGUGUUCAACUUCCUCUACUCACUGCCACAGCUCCUGCAUAUCAUCCCCUGCCCUCGUCACCGUGUGCCCAGACUUAAUACUAAAACAGGUAAACUGGAGAUGAGCUAUUCCAAGUUCAAGACCAAGAGCCUCUCUUUCUUGGGUACCUUUAUUCUAAAGAUAGCAGAGAGUCUCCAGCUAGUGACAGUGCAUCAGAGUGAUGAUGAGGAUGGUGCCUUCACCGAGUGUAACAACAUGACCCUCAUCAACUUGCUACUUAAAGUCUUUGGGCCCAUGCAUGAAAGAAACCUCACACUGCUCCUGCUGCUGCUACAGAUCCUGGGCAGCGCUGUCACCUUCUCCAUUCGGUACCAGCUUGUCCGACUCUUCUACGACGUCUGAGCCCCCUGAUCAUUGCCUUUUACCUCACAGUCUCCAGGGUUCCUGACUCAGGCCAACCUCACUCUAGACCAAGACUGCGUCCCAGCCCGGCCCCUCCCACCCCUUCUCCUGAGCGUUCCUUCCCCUGUGAUGAUUGACGUCCUGGGCCUCCGUUGCCCUCCAGUGACUACUGAUUGGACUUGGCCUGUAGUUUCCUUCCACCUGCCACUCUCCCUGUCCCCCGUGUCCUGCGCCCCCGGGCGGGACACUGCAGCGUGGGUUUCCCACAGUCUGACUCUCAAGGAAUGUGGGCCUGGGGAAUAACCCUGGCUGGCGACAGGGCCAGGGCUCGGCGAUGACUUCGCCUUGGCCCGUAAAUGAAGUACCCCAGUCAGUGAAAGGAGACGGGGUGUGGGGCGCAGGUGCUCCAGUGGUAACAAUAAAGUUUGUCUUUUUCUUG
Messenger RNA from Molossus molossus (Pallas's mastiff bat), 1689 nucleotides. It is a transcript of the gene DPAGT1, whose product is annotated as dolichyl-phosphate N-acetylglucosaminephosphotransferase 1. Bases 24 to 1250 code for a protein of 408 amino acids. Lineage: Eukaryota; Metazoa; Chordata; Mammalia; Chiroptera; Molossidae. Gene Ontology annotation, biological process: dolichol-linked oligosaccharide biosynthetic process; protein N-linked glycosylation. The transcript has 9 exons. Gene Ontology annotation, molecular function: UDP-N-acetylglucosamine-dolichyl-phosphate N-acetylglucosaminephosphotransferase activity. The record is from RefSeq and is a predicted model, not a curated record. Gene Ontology annotation, cellular component: membrane.